AAGAGCAGCUCUUGAUUUUCACAUCCCCACAUAUUACAAGGCAAAAACUUGAAGUAGUAGCUUGAGGGAGUUGAACUACCCAACUGGACAUUCUACCAACAUUUUCUUCCUUUCAUCAUAAAAUGCCAUUUCAAAUGCUUCAUUCAUAUCUCUUCCAUUCUCUGAUUUAAACUCUUCUCAUUCAUAUCUAUCUAUGGCGGCUUUCUUCUCCCUUCUCAGGCGUGUCUACCUCACCGCCUACAAUUUUACCCUCUUCGCUGGAUGGUUUCUGGUUCUGUUUACUGUUCUGAAGACGUUGAAGGAAUCGGGCCAUGAAAACUUAUACAUUGCUGCCGAAAAACCUUUGUUUUUUUCCCAAACUGCAGCUGUUCUUGAGAUUCUUCAUGGUUUGGUCGGCCUGGUGCGGUCUCCAGUAACAGCAACCUUGCCGCAGAUAGGUUCAAGGUUGUUCGUGGCUUGGGGCAUUUUAUGGAGUUUCCCCGAGACUCGGACUCAUGUGCUUGUUGCCUCCCUACUAAUCAGCUGGUCCAUCACCGAGAUUAUUCGCUAUUUUUUCUUUGGCUUGAAAGAGGCAUUUGGAUCUUCCCCUUCAUGGCUUUUGUGGCUCAGGUAUAGCACCUUUAUAGUGCUAUAUCCAACAGGCAUCAGCAGCGAGGUUGGUCUGAUAUACAUUGCCUUGCCAUUCAUGAAGGCAUCAGAGAAGUACUGCAUAAGGAUGCCCAACAAAUGGAACUUCUCAUUCGAUUACUUUUGUGCUGCUAUUGUUGUAUUGGGAAUCUAUGUUCCAGGUAGCAUACAUCUGUAUAGUUACAUGCUUGCACAGAGGAAGAAAGCUCUAUCAAAAUCAAAGAAAGAGUAGAGUAGCAUUUUUAGUUUGUUCACUUUUGUUUAUUUUUUUCCAAACAUAGGAAGGAUAUGGACAUGUUUUGCUUCCGGUUCACAUAAAUUGUAGGUUAUUUAUCUCAAAGUCAAAACAAUGACUGUAUUCUUUUGUGCUAAAUUCCUAAUUUCUGAAAUGGCCAUACGCUAAAUAUUCACCAAUAGCUCAAAUGACCUUUGGAUCAGAAAUGACUCAACUUUAUGAAACAAGCAAGUUUCCGGAA
This is a messenger RNA of Vigna radiata var. radiata (mung bean), 1103 nucleotides long. Its product is annotated as very-long-chain (3R)-3-hydroxyacyl-CoA dehydratase PASTICCINO 2. Gene Ontology annotation, molecular function: 3-hydroxyacyl-CoA dehydratase activity. Gene Ontology annotation, biological process: sphingolipid biosynthetic process; fatty acid elongation; very long-chain fatty acid biosynthetic process. The transcript has 9 exons. Gene Ontology annotation, cellular component: endoplasmic reticulum membrane. Bases 194 to 859 code for a protein of 221 amino acids. NCBI's taxonomy places the organism in Eukaryota, Viridiplantae, Streptophyta, Magnoliopsida, Fabales, Fabaceae. The record is from RefSeq and is a predicted model, not a curated record.